This is a messenger RNA of Melospiza melodia melodia, 2214 nucleotides long. Its product is annotated as leucine-rich repeat transmembrane protein FLRT1-like. NCBI's taxonomy places the organism in Eukaryota, Metazoa, Chordata, Aves, Passeriformes, Passerellidae. The record is from RefSeq and is a predicted model, not a curated record. Gene Ontology annotation, molecular function: protein binding.
AUGGCGGGGGGGGGGGAGGGCUCUGACGCCCCUCCCCACCCGCAGCGCCCCCCCCCGGCGGGGCGGGGGGGCCAUGGAGCACCGGGCCCGGUGAACGGGGAGGAGGAGGAGGAGCCCGGGGGGAGCGACAGGAGCCAGUCCCUGUCCCCUCCCCGUCCCCCGGUCACCGCGGGGGGGGGGACCCCAAAGACCGCUGACCAUCGCGACCACCCUGCUGACCACUGCCCUCACCGUGCUGACCACCCUGCUGACCAUCGCGACCACCCUGCUCGUCCCCCUGCUGACCACCGUGACCACCGUGCUGACCACCCUGCUGCUGACCACCGCGACCACCGUGGCCAUCGUCCCCCUGCUGACCACUGCGACCACCCUGCUGACCACUGCCCUCACCGUGCUGACCACCCUGCUGACCAUCGCGACCACCCUGCUCGUCCCCCUGCUGACCACCGUGACCACCGUGCUGACCACUGCGACCACUGUGGCCAUCGUCCCCUGCUGAGCACUGUGACCACCCUGCUGACCACUGGAAUCCCCCUGCUGCUGACCACCGUGACCACCCUGCUCGUCCCCCUGCUGACCACUGUGACCACUGCGACCACCCUGCUGCUGACCACUACCAUCACCCUGCUGACCACUGGAAUCCCCCGGCUGACCACUGGAAUCCCCCUGCUGACCACCGGCAUUUCCCGGCUGACCCCCGGCCUCCCCCGGCUGCCCACCACGACCGCCAUCCCCCUGCUGACCCUCACCCUGCUGGCCGCCGCCGCCCCCGUGUCCGCCUGCCCCGCCGUUUGCCGCUGCUCCGGCGGCCGCGUUUACUGCAACGACCGCGGGCUGACGGCCGUGCCCGAGGGGCUCCCUCCCGGCGCCACCACGCUGUUCCUGCAGAACAACCGCAUCGGUGACGCGGGCAUCCCGGCUCGCCUGGGCCGGCUGCCGGCGCUGCGGGUGCUUUACCUGUACGCCAACGCCCUGGAGCAGCUGCCGGCUCACCUGCCCGGCCUGCGGGAGCUGCACCUGCAGGAGAACAACGUGCGCGGCCUCUGCCGCCGGGCGCUGGCCCGGGCGCCGCUGCUCGAGCGGCUGCACCUGGACGACAACUCGGUGUCGGCCGCCGGCAUCGAGGAGGACGCGUUCGCCGAGAACCGAAGGCUGCGCCUCCUCUUCCUCUCUCGGAACCACCUGAGCAGCGUCCCCGCGGGGCUGCCGCCGGCGCUGGAGGAGCUGCGGCUGGAUGACAACCGCAUCCACACCAUCCCGCUGCGGGCGUUCGAGGGGCUGCCGGCGCUGCGGCGCCUGGUGCUGGACGGGAACCUGCUGGCGAACCAGCGCAUGGCCGACGACACCUUCAGCCGCCUGGGGAACCUCAGCGAGCUCUCGCUGGGCCGCAACGCGCUGGCGGCGCCCCCGGCCAACCUGCCCGCCGCCCGGCUCCGCCGCCUCUCGCUGGCCGCCAACGCCAUCAGCCACGUCCCGGCCGGAGCUCUGGCCAGGAUGAGGGCGCUGGAGAGGUUGGAUCUGUCGGACAACAACCUGACCACGCUGCCCAGGGGGCUCUUCGACGACCUGGGCAGCCUGAGCCACCUGGGGCUGCGCAACAACCCCUGGUUCUGCGGCUGCAACCUGGCCUGGCUGCGGGACUGGCUGCGGCGCCGCGCCCCGCCGCGCCUGGAGGUGCGGGGGCUGCUGUGCCAGGCGCCGGCCCGGCUGCGGGGGCUGCCGGUGGGAGAGCUCCGGGGGGAGAUGGACGCUUGCGAGAGCCCGGGAGGAGCGGGGGGAGCGGGCGCGGGGACGUCGCCCGGCGUUUCCUCCGCCGGCGUUUCCUCCCCCGCCGCACCGGGAGGAGCGGCCGCCGCCUCGCCGGGGCUCUGGGUGCAGGCGGCUCCCGGCGGGGCCCUGCGGGUGCGGUGGCCGCCGGCGCCUCCCGGGGCGUCGCUGAGGCUCAGCUGGCUGCGGCCCGGGGGAGCCGUCACCGAGACCCUGGUGCGGGGCGAGCGCGGCGAGUACGUGGUGCGGGCGCUGCAGCCCCGGGCCCCGUACCGGGUGUGCCUCGCCGCUCUGGAGCCGCCCGCCGCUCCCCCGCUCUGCGCGCAGGCCCGGGCCGGUGCCGGCGACCCCUCCCAAAGCGGUGCGGCCCCCCCAAGCCACGAAGGGGACGCGACCCCCGCGCUGCUGCCCCCGGCCGCGGCUCUGGGGGCGGCGGCGGCGGCGGCG